UGCUGGUGUUCACUGUUCAGAGGGAGACAACUCUCUCGACCAAGCCGGAAUCGUCAUGAAGCUCCGCCGCCUCGCGCCGCCCGCGGCCUCCGCCGCGCUCCCGCCGCCCUCUCCGCCGCCGCGCCACCAAGCUCCGCGGGCUCUUCCACUGCCGUCGGCGCAGGCGUCCUCAAAGAAGCGCCGCGUCUCGCCUUUCCCGCCCAAGACGGCCACCCCAGUCCCGCCGCCCGCACCGGCUCUCGCAACCUCCGCUCCCGCCGCCACGUUCCUGAGCCCGUACUCGCUGCCUCAAGGGGACACGACUACGGAGCCUGCGUACGUGGAUUCCCCCACGGCGCCGCCUCCGGCCGCUGACGAGAAACCCUCCACGCCGUCGCCUCCGGCCGCGGACGAGGAACCCUCCACGCCGUCUGCCGCCACGAGGCCGGUGCUCGCAGGGGAGGCUCGCAAGAUGAAAAGGAAGGUCACCAUGAUCAGAAACCCUGUCCCCGAGGGCGCGCUCGCUGUUGGGAAGGCCACCGCGGCGGCGUCCAUCUUAGCAUUACCGGCGGGGAAGGGAUGUGCGCCCGACAAACCUUCGAGUCAUAGAAAUGCUUCUCUAGUUGAGGAGCAGAAUGCGAGUGAAAUUGAAGUUCAGAAGCUGCCUAGUGGUUUCAAUGCCGUUGAUGUGGAUGAAACAUUGUUGGGAUCUGCUAAAAAAACAUUGUUGGCUGAGGAGGCUGUGGGGGGAGGAACCUUAAUCAGUAAGCCAGCGGCAAAUACUGAUUGUGAUGCCUGUGAGAUAGAGGAAUUGGCGAGUGCGGGCAUAGGAAAGCGGGGAUUUGGGAUGUCAGAGAGGCAAAGGAGGAGGAUGACAGAGGUAUUUGUCUGCGGGCUCGACGGGAGCAUGAAAGAGGAAGACGUGAGGUCAGUGUUUGGGUGGGCAGGAGAGAUCACCCAGGUUCGGAUGGCAAUGGAUGCGAGGACGUGGAAGAGCAAAGGGUACUGCUUUGUGCGUUACCGUGAGCCCUCACAGGCUAAGAAGGUUGUCGCGGAGUUCUGCAAAUGGAAGGUUGUUUCAACUCACUGGGAUGAAUUCAAAAUCUGUUGGAAGCUUUGUCAAGUUGAAGCUGUGGAUGGGAAUGAUAAAAUUGUUCUUGAAAAUAUUGACAAGAAAUGGAAGAAAGAAGAUAUUAUGAAGCUACUACACAAAACUGGAGUUGAGAACAUUGAUAAAGUAACACUCAUGGCUGACUGUGACAACCCAGGCUAUAAUUGUGGGUAUGCUUUUCUUGAACUUGAGACUGAAAGAGAUGCAUGGAUGGCAUACAUAAAGCUUUCAAGGAAAGGUGUUUUCCGCAGAUGUCUAAAUAUAACAGUUGCAUGGGCUAAAGCAAUGAGUGAUCGAGAUGAAGAAAUGCAGCAGGUUAAAUCAAUUUUCGUGGAAGGUAUCCCUGAGUCCUGGGAUAAUUUAAAGUUGACAGAAAUCUUCAGUAAAUAUGGAGUGAUCCAACGUACUGUUCUAUCACAUGAUAUACAGUCAGCUAAAAGGAGUGACUUUGCAUUUGUUCACUAUACUACUCAUGAGGCUGCAAUCUUGUGUCUUGAAUUGUUUGACAAGGAAGAAUUGACUGGGAAUGGCUCAAAGGUGAAUAUUAAAGUCUCACUGGAUAAACCUGUUCGAAAAGGCAAGCAGAAGAAAGAAGACACGAGAAUUAUUAGUAGACAGAAAAGCAAAACAAAGAUUGCCCAAACAUGCCAAGUUCAAGAGCGUGACGACUUCCUUCAAGCCACUCAGGGAUUCAGUGGGUCGGUCCCAGCGACGGCACCUUCACUUCCACCAAUGCUCCAUGGGAACAUGCUGCCUAUUCCGGUGUCGAUUCUACGGAGCCGUUUAGCUAGGGGACAGUGGCAAGUUCUGGUUCGCUGGGAAGGCCUGCCGGCGAGUGAGGCAAGUUGGGAGGACGUGGAGUCUUUUCAACAGCGCUGUCCAGCAUUUGCGCUCGAGGAUGAGCUCUUCCUGAAGGAGAGGAGAGAUGUUAUGGUCGGCAUGAAGUACCAUCGGAGGCAGCACUAAGGGAUUAGAUGUCAUGCCAGUGUUUCCUGGAGUCUGUGGAAGACAAGAAACAACUGGGUCUUUAAUGAUGUAUUAGUUAAAUCCCCAAAAGUGAUCGCUUACAUGAUCAUGGGAUUUCUUUCACAGUGAAUGAAGUUCUUGAAGCCGGAGGACAGUCUGAAGAUGAAGGACGUCAUCGCGAAGUUGAAGGAAGGCCUAAAUGCUUGGUGACUGUGACUUUCUGAGUUUUUCUGGGUGCAGCUGUUUGGCGCUUGAGUCAGGCUCUUUUUGGCUUAGAGGUGUUUUGAGCAAGAGGUGAAAGUAGUACAGCUGUUGGCUACAAAGUAGUUCUUUUGUUUCUCUUUUCUAGGAGCUGGUAUCCUGGUGGUGUCUUGUUUUUUUCUGGACUGUUGCUCUUUUGAUGUUGCUGUGUAAAGCUGGUAUCCCCAGCAAAACUCAUUUGCUUUCAAUAUAAGCAGGACUAAGGUCUGUGUUCUAAAAAAAUUUAAAAUUGCUUACC
This is a messenger RNA of Sorghum bicolor (sorghum), 2555 nucleotides long. RefSeq lists its product as uncharacterized. Gene Ontology annotation, molecular function: mRNA binding. Gene Ontology annotation, cellular component: nucleus. The transcript is spliced from 7 exons. The coding region runs from base 56 to 2056 and encodes 666 amino acids. NCBI's taxonomy places the organism in Eukaryota, Viridiplantae, Streptophyta, Magnoliopsida, Poales, Poaceae. The record is from RefSeq and is a predicted model, not a curated record.